ACAACAACAAGGAGCCGUGCUCGGAUCAGACAGGCAGCACUUUCAGGCGGAUUUCUCGCUGUCAUUCGCUGUCGAUGUUUGAUCAAUGUGCUGCCAGGGAGAGCCGAAGCCGAGCGAUCCUCCUCCUCCUCCUCCCGCUCUCCAUCUCCUAACUUUGUAGUAGACUUGGGAAGACACAACGUCAGCCCCUCCGAGGAAUCACACAGCCCGAGAGCUGCGGCGGCAUCGCGGGGACCAAUCAGCGCUGUGCUCGGUGUCCCUCUGAUGGUAGAGCCGUGCCCCGUGUACCCCGGUGUGCCCCGUGCCCGGUGCCCCGUGCAGGAAGUUUGUUGUGUAGUAAGUCCCGUCGGUGUAUCGGAGUAUAUUGGGAGGUCCUCUUAUGUGACCAUGGCCGUGCCGGCUGCUUUGAUCCCACCGACUCAGCUGGUGAUCGCUACGUCCGCACCGUCCUCAUCCACCAGCUCGUCUUCUUCUUCUCCCACCCCAUCGAUCACCCCUUCUUCCUCCGGUCCCAACCUCUACAGACCGGAGCCCAUCGCGGCCACCACCGUCACAUCCAGCCUCAGCAGCCCCCCUCUCACCAACAUCUCCAGCACUAGCAGCAAUCUAGCCGCCGGGGCUGGAGGGAACAACUGCAGCAGCAACAGCCCCAGCUUGGCCACCACCACCAACAACAACAUCAGUCACCACCACAACCCUCUACCCAACACCCCCAGCACCUCCACCAGCACCACCAGCACAUGUACCAGCAGCAGCUGCAGUGCCCCCAACCCCAACCUGCCUGGCAAGCCUGUGUACUCCACUCCAUCCCCAGUGGAGAACAUCCCUCAGAACAAUGAGUGCAGGAUGGUGGACCUAAGAGGGGCCAAGGUGGCCUCCUUCACCGUGGACGGUUGCGAACUCAUCUGCUUGCCCCAAGCCUUUGACCUCUUCUUGAAGCAUUUGGUCGGUGGGCUGCACACCGUUUACACCAAGCUCAAGAGGCUGGAGAUCACGCCGGUGGUGUGCAACGUGGAGCAGGUGCGGAUCUUGAGAGGAUUGGGGGCCAUCCAGCCAGGGGUCAACCGGUGCAAACUCAUUUCCAGGAAGGAUUUUGAGACCCUGUACAACGACUGUACCAACGCCAGCUCCAGACCAGGGAGGCCUCCUAAAAGGACACAGAGUGUUACAUCACCCGAAAAUCCACAUAUAAUGCCUCACAGUGUGCCUGGCUUAAUGUCUCCUGGAAUGAUUCCACCCACAGGUCUAACAGCAGCAGCUGCUGCAGCAGCCGCUGCUACCAAUGCUGCAAUAGCUGAAGCAAUGAAGGUUAAAAAAAUCAAGUUAGAAGCUAUGAGCAACUAUCAUGGCAGCAAUACACAACACGGGGCAGACUCUGACAAUGGGGAUCUCAACUCAAGUGUCGGGAGCAGUGAUGGUUCUUGGGAGAAAGAAAAGCUUCAGUCUCUCCCUACCCAAGGAUCACAAGCCUCUGUAAACCAUCCCAACUUGCCUGGACAGCAUAACCUUCCAGUUACUCAUCCUCUCAACUCUCUUCAACAGAAUCACCUGCUACCAAAUGGUCUGGAACUUCCAUUUAUGAUGAUGCCUCAUCCUCUUAUCCCUGUAAGCCUACCUCCAGCUUCUGUUACGAUGGCAAUGAGCCAGAUGAAUCACCUCAGUACAAUAGCAAGCAUGGCUGCAGCCGCACAAGUACAAAGUCCACCAUCCAGGGUUGAAACUUCAGUAAUUAAGGACAGUGGCAGUGAUGCCAUAUUUUCUUACUCUAUGGGUGCCAGUGCAAUUCUGCUUGAUGAGGGACAACUAAGACCAUAUAUAAAAUGGAAGGAAAGGUGUAUGGCUAAGUGGGACUCUCCUUUACGGCCAGAAGCAAGAAAAAAACAUAGAAUUGAACGAGUUCCAGAUAGUCCUUCCCCUGCACCUUCCCUUGAAGAUGGGCGAAGACCUGGAAGUCACCCUUCAUCCCACAGAAGUAGCAGUGUUUCUAGCUCCCCAGCAAGGACUGAAAGUUCCUCAGACAGAAUACCUGUCCAUCAAAAUGGCUUGUCAAUGAACCAGAUGUUGAUGGGAUUGUCUCCAAAUAUUAUACCGGGUCCAAAAGAAGGUGAUCUUGCCGGUCAUGAAGCUGGGCAUGAGGCAAAAAGGAUACAUAUGGAGAAAGAUGAGACCCCGCUCUCAACACCAACUGCAAGAGACAGCUUUGACAAAUUCUCUCUGUCUGGGCAUGGGCAACAUCUACCUCCUGGUUUUCCUUCACCUUUUCUCUUUCCUGAUGGGUUGUCUUCUAUAGAAACACUUCUGACUAAUAUUCAGGGCUUGUUAAAGGUUGCCAUUGAUAAUGCCCGGACUCAAGAAAAGCAAGUACAAAUGGAAAAGACUGAACUGAAGAUGGAACUUUUCAGGGAACGAGAAUUGAGGGAAACCCUAGAAAAACAACUAGCAGUAGAACAAAAGAACAGAGCAAUAAUCCAAAAGAGACUUAAGAAAGAAAAGAAAGCAAAAAGGAAAUUGCAGGAAGCAUUAGAAUUUGAGACAAAAAGAAGAGAACAGGCUGAACAGGCACUAAAGCAGGCAGCAUCAUCAGAAGGGCUCAGGGUCCUUAAUGAGGCUUUGACCCCAGAGAUGGAAUCGGACCGCAACGGGGGCAGAACAGAUGCUGAAAGGACAAUACAAGACAGCAGACUGUAUUUAAAGACGAGUGUUAUGUACUGAAUUAAAACAUACAACAGCAGAAGGCCUUGCAGGAACAUACUGUAGACUAAUUGAGAAAUCCGAAGUCUGUGAAUGCUUUGAAAGCAUAAAAAAGUUCCUUUUUGCAUACCAAUGUUCUUCAAGUACACUGCAAUGUCAGGCUGGAGACCUGCAACUACUGGAGAGUCUGUUUUAUAACUGUGUCAGUAGCGCUCCUUUUGUUGGAUUUCCUAUGAGAUGCUGCUGGAAUGUUGAAAAGACUGUGAUUAUCAACAAACAAGACCCACUGUACUUCAUUUUUUUAUGAAACUUGUCUGACAUUUCUCUGAGCACACCAGACCCUUCUAGCAGCAGCCACUUGGGUAACCUUUACAUUUUAUCACACCUAAACCAGCAACAAUGCUUAGAUGUGAAACAUUUUGAAAUUAAAGAAUUUUUAAAGGGCAUGCACUAAAAUGGAAAAGUUGAAAAAUAAAGAAAAUCACAUAACUGCAGCUGAAGUUUUUAAAUGGUAACCAUAUUUUCUUCUUACCUGAACACUUUUAUUCUACAAUGAAGAGCGCUUACUCUUUGAAACCGAACUACUGUAUUUAAUGAGAAGAACUCUUUUGCUGAAUGUAAACAUUCUAUUUUAAGUUCAUGAGAUUGCUCUUCACAACCAAACAAUAGAACUUCUUCAGUACUGUUGGGUUCAGGAAAAAAACACUUUGUUUAUUAUUAUGGCAGGCCACAUGUACAUAGACACGGUCACAAGGAAGAUAUUAUGUAUGCAGUAGACUACUAGUGUUUAGGAAGAUAAUUUUAGACAAUGUUUGGUCACUCUGUUGGUUCUAAAGAAGCCUUUAUAGUUCUAACGCAUGCAGGCAUGUACAUAUUUGUCCUGAGGUCACAGUAUUAAUUGAAAAAAAAAAUAAGAAUCUGGUGACAAGAUGAACUUACUUCAGCCACUUUUUAUUUGUAUAUUAAGUCUUUUAUUCCCUUAUUCAUCAUAAGUAGGAUUCAAAUGUGGCUGAUCAGCAAAUCGAGUCACCAGAAAUAUUUUUAUAUAAUCUUGUCAAUUUUCAUUCAGAUUUCUUUAAAAUUAACUAAAACCUUAACACUUGAUAUACCUUUCCACUAAUGUUGAGUAUUGACUUGACAGUUUUCUGUCUGCUCACUACUGUAUGGUAUUAUCACUGCCCAUCUUAUUAUUGUGUCUGUACAUUUUAGUGUAAAGGGGAGCUUUUUUGUCUUUUUUGAUGUGGUAAAUAAAAGUUUGCAUUUUCACCAUGUUCAACUGGAAAUAAAUCAGACAUACAGCAGAUAGAUUUUUCCACUUCCUUUUGUAACCUCUGUGUACCCCUUUAAAGACUGAGCUCAUAAAUUAGUUCCAGGGAGUGUACAAAUUUUUAGUUUCUACACAUAUCUAGUUUUAUGCACAUAAAAUGUAAUUUAUUUUGUUAUAACACAUUAAAGGUUGUUUUUAAUGUCAAGAUUGAAAUUUUAUUCCUGUAAAGUUUCAUUUCACCUUGAUAAAUAAGUAUUGCUUGUGUUUUAAACAACUGGAGCUUGUGAAGUCUUCCAUGAUGUACUCUGACAUAAAUUUUCUGUGCAAGAAGCAGAACUCUACAUUUCAAUUCACCAAUGUAAUUUUGAAAUAAAAAAAAUUGUAUAUACAAUUUCACAUUCAUUUUUUAUGAACCAAGCAAUAUUUUCAAUAAAACAUUAUUAAUACUUUGUAAUA
Molecule: messenger RNA, 4414 nt
Organism: Rana temporaria (common frog)
Lineage: Eukaryota; Metazoa; Chordata; Amphibia; Anura; Ranidae
Gene: DACH1
Product: dachshund family transcription factor 1
Exons: 13
Coding region: 265-2712 (815 amino acids)
Source: RefSeq, a predicted model, not a curated record